UUGUUCAGAACUGUCCGAUCUGUCGCUAACCAAACAUGUCUAGUUCAUUGUUGGCAAUUUUCAUUUUAUUGUUGCUUAUGACUGCCAAUCUGGUUUCUUCAUCUACAGGAAUCACCGAAACACACUCAGAGUCUUCUGAAACUGGAACCGCCGUCCAGCAAGCAGGAGAAUCACCUAACAGCACGAAUAAGGAUCAGAAAGAUAUAAGCUUUGAAUCAACUAGCUAUACCAAAGGCCUCGAGAAAUGGAAAAAGGAGCGAGGUCGGCAGAAGAGAUUCAUACGGAAUCCAAACUAUGAUCUUCCACCGCCUCAUCCGGGAUUUGGAGAGGAAACAACCGUCAGCCUGAACAUAUAACCAGUGGAAUCUGUGAAAUUUUCCUGUUUGCACUUUACAUUAUACCCCAUAUAAGGGAGACCAUAAUGACUGUGAAAUUGCCAAUGUAAACAACUUCAGCUCCACGGAUUCCCAAUGCAAAUAAACGCAAAGCACAAUAAAUUGAAUUAGCAGCAAA
Drosophila santomea is the source of this 513-nucleotide messenger RNA. RefSeq lists its product as uncharacterized. The record is from RefSeq and is a predicted model, not a curated record. The transcript is spliced from 2 exons. Bases 36 to 356 code for a protein of 106 amino acids. NCBI's taxonomy places the organism in Eukaryota, Metazoa, Arthropoda, Insecta, Diptera, Drosophilidae.